This is a messenger RNA of Effrenium voratum, 2517 nucleotides long. Lineage: Eukaryota; Dinophyceae; Suessiales; Symbiodiniaceae. The record is from the annotation of a GenBank genome assembly.
AUGGCUUCGGAUUGCGGCAAGGCCUGGCGGCUGAACUUGUCGCAGCCCGUGCCCUCGCAGCCCCUGAGCUCCGAGUGCGCCAGCUGCCGGUCCUCCGCGGCGCAGUUCCGCGUGCCCUGGGGCCAUGUGGCCGCGCGCUGCCUGCGCGAGGCUCGCGCCUCAGCGCCCAUAGCUGUGGAUGCCACGGAGACUUUGGGAGGCAUCAACCAGGGAGACGCCCGCGUGGUGGUGCUAGACUUCAUGCGCUUCUGCGCAUCGCGCUCCGUUUCCCGCCUGUACUGGGUGCUGCAGAUGAACGGCAUCAUCCUGGGCGCCGCUUCGCUGGGCGACACCCGCCACGCCAUGGCCCUCUGCGUGCCCAAGGUGUGCAGCCACCACCUGGCGGCGGCCUGGCUGGCGGCGAUGUAUCUGCGCAGCGGCAGCCUGGAAGGGAUCGCCGCCUUCCGGGAGGACCCCUUCGCAGACUGCGGGGAUGGCACCGUGCUGCUGCCCCCGCGCUAUGCGUUGCUGGCGCAGCACAACGUGGGCUUCCAGGCGCUGGCCGCGGGCCAGGAUGCGCCGCCCUGGCCCAUCUGGGCCAUGCACUUCGAGGACCCCGCCUUGGGCUCGCAAGGGCGGACGGUGUUCUUCAGCGUCCUGGAGCAGCCCUUGCCGCCGUUGCUUCCGCCAGGGAGGCCAAAGCAUCCUCCGGCCAAAGCCGCUGCGGGGGCGGCGGUGCUGCUGGCGGGCAGGUGGCGCUACUGCGAGCGCACGGUGGCCUCCAUCGCCCGGCACGUCACGAGGCCCUUGGAGGCGGUGGUGGUGGCGGUGCAGUCUGGGACUUCGGCUGGCGGAGGCCGCGCCGCGAAGGCGCAGCUGCGGCGCUUCUUCGCGCUGGCGGCCUUUCGCUGGGUCCGGGACGACCCCGCGGAGGAGAGGCGGGCCGGCGGGCCGCCACCCGCCGGGGCCGCCACGGCCCCGGGGGAGGUUGCGGAGGGCACCGGGGGCCGAAAAGGCAACCAGGUUUUUCUUCCAGAGCCCGGCCUGCUGGGCAUCACGACUUGGAACGUCUGGGGCGUGCCCUUUGCCUCGGAGUUGAUCUUCCACCGGGCCAAGAAGUGGCGCAGCUUCCACGACCAGCAGCCGCGCGAUCCGCUCCAGCGCUUGUUGGCGCAGAAGCAGCUCUCAGCUGACAGUGGCCUGGUGGUGUGCUGCUUCCAGGAGGUGUGGAGCUUCCCCAAGGGGCCGCUGAUGGAGUACACGGCCAGCUUGGACGAGAGUCGGACCAGCGCGCGCUGGGAAGGCUUCGUCCUGGUCCUCGGCAUCUUGUUCCGCGCCUUUGCCUGCGGCCGCAUCUGGGACGCCGCGCAGCGGCUCUUCGACGUGCCGAGUGACGAGGCGGAGGCGGCUAAAGCGCGGAUCAACUACGCCGCAGUGGUGGGGAACAGAGGGAUGUCUCUGCCAUGCCGCGCCCUCGUGGACUCGGGCCUGUGCAUUUUCGCUACGAAGGAGCCCUCGGACCAGGGCUUCUUCCCCUACACGAGCUAUCCCUCGGGUCUGCACGAGGAGCGCUUGGCCAACAAGGGCCUGAUGUGGGCCUUCUGGAAAUCCGAUGCGUCGGGGGUGCUGGUGCUCAACACGCAUCUCUCGACCGAAGCCGUGCAGACGGAGCAGUUGGAACAGCUGAGGCGGUGCUUUGAGAUGCUGAGGGACAAGUUCCGGGUCUCGUGCCCGGGCUUGUUGGAGAUCUACGUGUGCGGGGACUUCAACAUGGGCGACCGCGUCAGCGCCCUGGGCAACUUCUGCCAGCAGCUGGGCUUGGAGCGGCUCACCGGCGCCGAGCCCAAUGCGUGGCUGAGCUUCUCGCUGGACCACGUCUUCGGCUGGCGCUCCGACGGCUGCGGCUUCGCGGGUCGGGCCUGCGAGGCGGCGAAGCCCUGGACCGGUGACGGCGGCUGCCGCGGCCGCCGGGAGGAGCUGCGGCGCCGCAUCCGGGCGCCGGCGCUGCACCUCUAUGAGACCCUGGGCGGCGGCGCCGCGGCGCCGCUGCGGCGCUCCAAGGCGGCCGGGCAGCUGCACAGCCUGCGGAAGCUGCAGCUGGCGCUGGGCCUCACCGAGGCCUACGAGCAGCGCCGGGGUCGGAAGUUCCGAUGGCUGGUGUACAGCCGUUUGGACCUGAUCUGGGUGGCGGACCACCCCCCUCUGCGCCUUCUCGCCGAGGACGCGAUUUGGACUGCGCCGCUGGAGGGCGUGGAGGGCGGGAGCCAGGUCCGCAUCUUCGCGGCCAGCGACUGGCAUGGCGCGGUGCCCCGGCGCUUGGGGCGCGCCUACUUCGCCCGCUGGGCCGUGGUGAGAAGCGGCGCGCCCUGGCAGCCGUUGCUGGAGCCGGAGGCAAAGGGUUCGCACAGCCCAGGGGAGCGCAAUCCCAUACAUGGCUUUUGGAUGGAGCUCUACUCAUAUGGCCGGCAAGGCCUGGAACCUCGAAAGCCCGUUCCCGAACAGUACGGUGAUGACUUCGGUCACAAUCUUGGCCUCUGA